This is a messenger RNA of Fonsecaea multimorphosa CBS 102226, 762 nucleotides long. RefSeq lists its product as uncharacterized. NCBI's taxonomy places the organism in Eukaryota, Fungi, Ascomycota, Eurotiomycetes, Chaetothyriales, Herpotrichiellaceae. The record is from RefSeq and is a predicted model, not a curated record. The transcript has a single exon. Bases 1 to 762 code for a protein of 253 amino acids.
AUGGUUGCGUUCACCAAGUUCGCUGCGGCCGCAGUGCUGAUGACCUCCUUUGCUGCAGCUGCCCCGGUGAGGACACCCGACUCCCUCGAUGCACGUGUCGAAUGCAUGUCUCUCGGCUGCACAACCCCGGAUAAACCACACCGGUACGUGGGCGGCGCCGUGCACCUCAAGGGAAGUGAUGUGUUUCCUCCGAGUAGCGACAAAGUUGAGGAUCUUGCCAACUCCGAUGCGGACAAGAUACUGGUGAAGUUCAGCAUCGUCGACAAGCCGCUUGAGGAGGAGGCGGCCCUGGACCAAGAAAGACAGGACCCUGAGCCUAGUAAGAGGGACCUCCAGGAGCAUGUUGAGCAGGAGGGCGUGAAUGAGGCGGAGGAGGCCAAUUCCGAUGCGGACAAGAUACUGGUGAAGUUCAGCAUCGUCAAGAAGCCGCUUGAGGUUGAAGCGGCCCUGGACCAAGAGAGACAGGACCCCGACCAUGGCAAGAGAGACUUCCAGAAGCAUCUUGAACAGGAGGGCGUGGAUGAGGCGGAGGAGGCCGUGGGCGUGAAGAGUCAGGACCCCGACCAUGGCAAGAGGGACCUGCGCGAGCAGGUUGAGCAAAUCGGGGAUAUGCACUCCCGUCUUGACGAUUUCCCCGCCCUCGACAAGCACGAAGAAGCCGCCCGUCCUGGCAGUGAUCGCAGUCCGCUGGAGAAGGCGGAGGACAGACUGCUCAACGGUCUCGAGCAUCUCACCCACGAGAAGCACGAAUCAGCCCAGUGA